AUGGCAAUUGUAAGAAAUAAGUCUCCCAAAAAAUGUCAGUACAAACAAAUCCCAGCCAAUCCAAUAAGAUUAAUAUUUGAAAUACUGUUGUGCGUUUUACUUAUAAUACCGGCUGUUCUAUGGGCAACAAUAAAACUAUUCCAUAAAUCUCCACGAAAGAAUAUCAGUGGACAAGUGGUUUUGGUUACCGGGGCAGCUCGAGGUUUGGGCCGCGAGCUCUGCUUGAGGUUCCACACGUUGGGCUCCAAAGUUGCUUGCGUUGACAUCGACGGCGAAGGGUGUGCCGAGACUGCAAAAGCGAUCAAUCGACACGGCGGGACGGCCAAAAGUUACAAAGUCGACGUAACCGACCGGAAGCAAAUCAGGGACAUGCACGCGACGGUCGUGAAAGAACUGGGCCCCGUGGACAUAGUGGUGAACAACGCGGGCAUCGUAUUGGCCCAUAUGUACGUCAAUCCCGAAUCGGAUCAGCUCAUCGAGAACCUGAUCAACGUCAACCUCCUGGGACAAAUAUGGAUCAAUAGGGAAUUACUGCCAUCGAUGUUAGAAAGAAAUCACGGUCAAAUUGUCGCUAUAUCUUCCAUGUCGUCGAUGAGUGGAUUGUCUGGAAUAUCUACUUACACGGCCACCAAAUGGGCGACGAAUGGUAUGAUGGAGAGUUUGCAUAACGAACUGAGAGCAUUGAAAUCAGCCGUCGUGUCGACGACUGUGUGUCCGUAUUUUAUAGAGACAAAUCCGGAAAUAUCUAAACAUUUAGAGCUUAGAUUACCAGAAAUGCCCACAUCUUUUGUUGGCGAAAUCGUUAUGAAUGGUAUACUAGAAAAUCGAAGAAUUUUUUCAGUUCCAAAUCACUUCAUGUUUCCAGUUAAACUUGUAAGGACAUUACCUGAUAACUUGCAGUGGAUAAUCAACAGAGUAUUCUAUGUAAAUAUCAUUGGAUUCCCAAAAGAUGUAGAAUUGAUGAACAGAUAUCGUCAGUAA
This is a messenger RNA of Macrosiphum euphorbiae (potato aphid), 981 nucleotides long. The record is from the annotation of a GenBank genome assembly. NCBI's taxonomy places the organism in Eukaryota, Metazoa, Arthropoda, Insecta, Hemiptera, Aphididae.